UCAAUUUAGGAUUAUCUAUUUUAAGUUCAGCAAUGUAUCGACACAAUAAUCCGUAUUAUUCGUAGGAUUUUUAUGUGUUUAUUUUUCCUCUGCGUUGCGUCUCCUUUAAGUGGUGUUGGGUGUAGGCUUCAAAGCUCAAAGGGAAGCCGAAGAGUCAAACUGUGGAUAAAUAUAAAGUGGAUUGGAAGAAAAGCAGCUAAACGGUACGCUGAGAGGGCCUCGGUACAACAGGUCAGCGGGUCUGGAGGGCUGGAUGCGGUCGUCAUGGUGAAGGAUGUUCCGGAAAGGCAAAAAGCGCCACAGCAGCAGCAGCUCGCAAAGCAGUGAGAUCAGCACCAAGAGCAAGUCUGUGGACUCCAGCUUGGGAGGACUCUCCAGAUCGAGCACUGUUGCCAGCCUUGACACGGACUCCACCAAAAGCUCAGGGAACAACACAUCUGAGACAUGCGCUGAGUUCCGGGUGAAAUAUGUGGGUGCUAUUGAGAAGUUAAAGUUUGACAUGAGCAAGACCCUCCAGGAACCGCUGGACCUCAUCAACUACAUUGAUGCUGCUCAGCAAGAUGGAAAGCUGCCAUUUGUUCCCGGAGACGAGGAGAUGGUUCUCGUAGUGUCCAAGUACGGCGUCAAGGUGGCCUCGCUGGACCAGUGUAAUGUGCUGCAUCGCCAUCCUCUCUACCUGAUCGUGCGGAUGCUGUGCUACGAUGAUGGCCUAGGCGCAGGGAAGAACCUGCUGGCUCUGAAAACCGCCGACACAAAGCAAGAAGAGUGCAGCAUCUGGGUGUACCAGUGCAGCAGCUCAGAGCAGGCGCAGUCCAUCUGCAAAGUGCUGUCAGCCUCCUUCGACUGCGUUCUGACAUCAGACAAGUCCAGAGGCUCUGAGUGAGAGUUGGGAUGAGAGCGAAACAUCUGCAAAACCAGCAACAGUUAGACAACCAGCAUUGUUAUUGGCAAAAAAAAGUGCAACCAUUUCCCUUUUAUUUUUUUGCACCUUUGCUUUCUUACUCUUCUGAGAGGUCAUCUAAAGGGCAGAUCUGAUGGUGCGUAAUCUUUGUUAUUGAUGGAAAAGUCUGGCGUGAGCUAGCUGUUGUUCCCCUUCCUGUAAUCUAUCCAGUUAAAACAGAACUGUGGUGAAUUUUUCUGAGUCACUUCCCUGGAAUGUUUCCUUUUUUUUUUCUUUUUUUUUUUUUGCCUUCUCACAAUAAAUAUUAAAAGAAGGUGUAGUAAGGAGGGAAACGGUUGCAUUAAAUAUAGCUUUGGGACACAAUGCAGAGCUUUUAUAAGUGUAAUGUUAAGUGUAUUUAAUGUACGCAAUGGUACUACACAGUGCUAAAACUUUGCUGGCAUGUGUUAAUUCACGGAAGACAAUCAUCGGAUUAACUGCUCGGUACACAGAUGUGACAGCUGGCUUCAAGAGGAAAUCACUCAAAUCCCUCUUCAGGUUUAGAAACCUUGUGAGUGUUUUGUUUUCUAACAGCAGUAUUGGUACAAUAGUGGUCGCUUUUUGACCAGAAGGAAUGUUACAAAUAUUGCCUCACUUUUUGGACACAUUGAUCUUAAUUUGUGGGAUUUAUUCAUUUUUAAAGAUUUACUUGAGCUUAUUUUAAAUCUUUUUUUUAAACUCUUGGUACCAAAAGUGUGAUUAGCUGGGGAAAAAGUAAAUUUUAACAGGCUGGUAGCGACACAUGUAAGAUUUUGUGGGACUUGUUUACAGUUGUGGUACUAACUUGACUUCACCUUGUGAAAUAAUACUUUGGUCCAGUUGAAAAUGUGUAUGAAGAAGGAAAAUAAAGGCGUGGAUCAGGUAC
This is a messenger RNA of Pelmatolapia mariae (spotted tilapia), 1805 nucleotides long. RefSeq names its product integrin beta 1 binding protein 1 (gene itgb1bp1). Gene Ontology annotation, biological process: negative regulation of substrate adhesion-dependent cell spreading; negative regulation of focal adhesion assembly. Lineage: Eukaryota; Metazoa; Chordata; Actinopteri; Cichliformes; Cichlidae. Bases 275 to 883 code for a protein of 202 amino acids. The transcript is spliced from 7 exons. Gene Ontology annotation, molecular function: integrin binding. The record is from RefSeq and is a predicted model, not a curated record. Gene Ontology annotation, cellular component: ruffle; cell periphery; lamellipodium.